Messenger RNA from Dovyalis caffra, 264 nucleotides. The record is from the annotation of a GenBank genome assembly. Lineage: Eukaryota; Viridiplantae; Streptophyta; Magnoliopsida; Malpighiales; Salicaceae.
AUGAUGGUUUACGAUGGCCUCGCUACUAGGAGGAGCUACCGCAUGGAGGAUCCGGAUUGUGGUGUCUACUACGUUGUGGGGUUGCUUGGGCGACUAGUAGGUUUGAAGGUUACGGAGCAUGUGUGGGUGUGCGAGAAAGACUAUGGCAAGCCCGUAGGAGUUUGUGAGGAUGAGUUUGAAAGGAGGUUGGGUUGUUAUGGGAGGAGUUGGAGUGCGAGGGACCGGGUAAGGAGCCGUGAUCGAGGUGAAGUUGGUCGGCUAUAG